AUGGCUACCAGUUGCACGGAGCUUUGCGACUCGUGGUCUUCGUCGGACGGGCAGCAGCAAACGCGGGUCGACCGCGAGAAGACGUGCCCCAUGCUGAUCAGAGUCUUUCCUAGCGAGGGCCGGCACCACAGCCUCGCUUACUACCAGGAUGGCCAAACCCCAGUUUCAGAGCUCCACCUCUACUCCUGGAUGGACGCCACGCUCGACGAACUCUCCAAGUGCGUGGCCCGGCUGAUGCCGGACGUGGCGAGCGAGGGCACUCACCUGGUGUUCGCGCGCGUCUUCCCUGACAAGAGACCGGAGUGCGAGCCGGGGAGCUACGCGAUGAAGGAGGUGGGCGUCGUCUGCUGCGGCGUCGCGGGGCUGGACGACGGCAAGACGCUGGCGCAGGCCAAGUUCUGCCCGGGGGACUUCCUCGACGUCGCGGUCUUACCCGGCCGCAGGCCGCGCUACUCGUACUGA
Molecule: messenger RNA, 462 nt
Organism: Schistocerca nitens (vagrant locust)
Lineage: Eukaryota; Metazoa; Arthropoda; Insecta; Orthoptera; Acrididae
Gene: Bin1
Product: histone deacetylase complex subunit SAP18
Exons: 2
Coding region: 1-462 (153 amino acids)
Biological process (GO): negative regulation of DNA-templated transcription
Cellular component (GO): nucleus
Molecular function (GO): transcription corepressor activity; transcription factor binding
Source: RefSeq, a predicted model, not a curated record